Messenger RNA from Brassica rapa (field mustard), 1487 nucleotides. RefSeq lists its product as uncharacterized. The record is from RefSeq and is a predicted model, not a curated record. Lineage: Eukaryota; Viridiplantae; Streptophyta; Magnoliopsida; Brassicales; Brassicaceae.
CUUCUAGCUUUCAUCCGUCAUGUUCUUCGAGGCACCGAAGAGUUCGAGUAUAUUAGGAGCUCUUGCUUCGGGAAGUUAUUUGACCUCCCAGCCCGUCAAUGUCCGUCUUCGGGUAAACUGAUACACGCCAUGUUGACCAGACAACUAGUUUGUGCGGACAAACACACACAAGUGAUCCAAUCAAGUUCGGCCUCCAAGAGUUUGGCACCAUUACCGGUUUGCCUUGUGGAGCUUUCCCUGUUGGAUACACCCUUGAUAAAGAAGACGAGUCUCAAGCAAACAAAGACCCUGAUUGGAUCAAGUUGAUAGGGAAAAAGAGAUUCACAACCAUUGCUGAUUUGCGUAACAAGCUGGAGACCGAUAAGAACAUGCCGGGGAAAAAGAAGCUACAGCUUGCUUUGAUAAUAAUAGUCGAUGGUGUCCUCAUUGCUCAUCAACAAACGCCACGCCCUACUCUGAAAUAUGUCAGAAUGGUCCAAGACGUUGACACUUUCUGCUCACAUCCUUGGGGUAGAGAGUCUUUUAUCAAGACCAUUGUCUGCAUGAAACCUCCGAAGUUCGUCCCAAAGAAAUGUCAGGACCCAAUCGAAGCAAUGGUUCAGCUCCUCAAGCAGGAGUCAUUGAGGCUUAGGGGAUUCCCCCUUGCACUACAACUCCUUGCAUACCAGGCGAUCCCAAAACUUCAGUCAACCAUUCCCAUCCCGUUUGAUUCUCGUACAAUCAUGGACCUCGACGGCCCUAAUCUUCCUUCCUAUCCAGCGCCCAGCGCCAGCGAUAUUAUAAGUGUGGAAGCUGACCCUGAUCUUCAAGUGACACCGUUGAUACCAAUACAUAGCCAACCACAACCUGGAUGGGGUGUUUGGCCUGAUGUCUCAAACGACGACCGUGUGUCAUACAUGGAGCAACUUAUAGCUGACCAUCGCCCCUUCACGAAGGACCUUUGGCAUGGUGGAGACACAUCUGCGCCAUUAAUCACUACUGCUACAAAUGAUGAAGAUCAACCCAAAUCUAAGAAGAUCAAGCCGGAAGCACCUCCCAAAAAUGCCAAACCAGUCACCAAAAAGGUCCUCAAACCAAGGAAGACAUCAAAGAAAAAAGACACGGUCCGCAAGCAGAGACGCAUCAGUAGUUACUUUCAUGCCGCGUCUUCUUCCAGGAUAUCAAACGACAAAAUACUGGAGCUCCUGACUGCAAUUUCAGAUCAAGUAUCCAAGCUUCAAAAGGAGUCAAAGCUGCUUCGCAAAUUGCUUAAGCGCAAGAAGACUACAACUUCGUUCAAGCGCUCUGCCUUCAACACUCUUCUCGGAGAAGGAUUAGUAAAGAAAGGCAAAACUGCUUUUGCACACAAAGGAUGUCAGACUGAACCAACAAACGACAACGUUCCUGUCUCUUCCCACGAUGUAUGCCAGACGGGGCCACAAGCUGAUAUCUCUCACCAUACGGUAAUGUUGUUUAUUUGUUACUUCUUGUAGGUGCCAUUAACUGUG